Molecule: messenger RNA, 1761 nt
Organism: Paramacrobiotus metropolitanus
Lineage: Eukaryota; Metazoa; Tardigrada; Eutardigrada; Parachela; Macrobiotidae
Product: BTB/POZ domain-containing protein 2-like
Exons: 6
Coding region: 189-1514 (441 amino acids)
Molecular function (GO): protein binding
Source: RefSeq, a predicted model, not a curated record
AAAAGUUUUGUUUUUGGAAAUACAUAUUCUUUGCGUAAACCAUAAACAAUUAUAAUAGAACCAUUUACUGUGUUCUGAUUUCUGCUAUAUUCAACACUAUCCUGCCGUGCUGAUUCACUCGACAGCUGGCAGUUUGACUUUCCGAGACUAAGCAUCAUCGGCGUUCCUCGCAAUCAUUGGCUUUUACCAUGUCAGGAACCUUCUCCCUUUCUCCACGGAAUCCUGAGCGAACGCAAUGGCGAACGACACUUGGAGGAAUCGCGGACCAGAUGAAGCAUAUCUUGAUCACCGGUGAACUGAGCGAUGUGCAGUUCGCUGUCGGGCGUGAGUAUGGCGACGAGAAGAUCUUCUCCGCUCACAAGUUUGUACUAGGCCUGGGCAGCGACGUUUUCUACACUAUGUUUAACGGGGGUUUGCCAGAGACUGGCAACAGGCCCAUCGAUGUCCCGGAGAUUCUACCCCAGGCUUUCGCCAACAUGCUCAAGUAUCUCUAUACUGGUACCUUGGAUGAAGAACUCACAGCCGAAGAUAUCUUGCAAACCAUUUACUGUGCGGACAAAUACAACUUACCGCAGCUGACGGAUUUGUGCUUGCACUGCGUUAAUACCCACUUCAACGCUGACAACUGUCUGCUCUUCUUGGAAAAGGUUAAAUCUGCACCGCACGAUUGCUUUGCUGGUUUAUUGGAGAAGUGCCUGGCAGUGGUCGACGCACACGGCCGCGAUGUUGUGAAGGCGGAGCAGUUCAGCUUGAUCGGGCAGGAUACGUUGGCAAUGAUCCUACAGCGCAGUACGUUGGCCGCUGAGGAGAGCAUCAUCUACGAGGCCGUGGAGAAGUGGUCUAGGGAAGCCUGUCAGCGGGGCAAUCUGGAGUCCUCGCAGAUCAACCGUCGAUGGGUGUUGGGUCCGGCGCUGUUCUUCGUCCGUUUCCCGCUGCUGACCGAUGCUCAGUUGAUUAGCGGACCCGUCGCGAGCGGACUGCUGCUGGAUUCCGAGGUGCGGGGUAUCUAUCAGUUUAAGUAUUCCCACUUUGGCUGCCAGCUUCCCUUUCCGACGGAGCCGCGAGAGGGUACGGUGUUGAACGUCGCCAGCGGCGGCGCCGAAUUCACCUACAAGGAGAAAGUGUUCGUUGACGUUGGUUCGCCUGAUGAUCUCUGGGUUCCCGCACUGAUUGUCGGGAUAAGGGGAGCGGAGUUUGCCAUUACGCGGGUGGGAGGAGAAACAGUGGAAUGGUACGCCAUGCACAAGAUCGUCCGGGCCUCGGACAUUCUGCAGAAAGGUCAAAAGAUUACGCUGUACGGUGAGGUUCGUGAAUCGGACGGCACUUAUGUUGGUUGCCGCGCGAAAGAUGUGCACGUCGUAAAAUACGGUCUGUGCGGUCGCUCCGAGUGGUCAGGACCGCUGUGUGACCUGCGGAUGAGUCGCGAACAGAUAGCGGAGUGGAAAUCCUCCAAUGCAUCACAGCUGGCCCAUGUCGAAUUCCAACGCCGAUUACUGAAUGAUAAACGCUGGUGACUGAUGCAGUUUCACUCCGCCCUGACGCACUCAGUGUUUGUGAAUUUUCGAAAUUUUGUUUGGCGAGUGUUUGAACGGUCGAAUCUUGUUAUAAUUGUUAACUAAAUAUUUUGCUCGUGCAAGAAACGGAUUGUUUGAUUUUGUUGUUAAUGUCUCCAUUUGGAGUUUGCGUUUGGCCUGAUUUUUCGCGAUUUGGAAUAUCAUAUUCUGCAACAGUGUCUAUAUAACUGCUGCCUGUUUGCUUGAA